AUGCUCUGGCCUCAUGAGGGAAGGAUGCUACACACUAUUGCUUCAUUCAGUCUUUACUUCCUGGUUCUGUCCAGUUAUCCAAGAGCACAGUGCAACUCGAGCGCCUUCUCUGCCUGCCCGCACGGAAGAGACACUGCACCGUCCUUGCACACAGUAAGGCCUGAAGAUCCAGAGCCAUUCGAUCUCUACACCAAGAAAGGUCUUUUCAGGGCUGCAGUGCCCAGUGGAGCUUCCACUGGCAUCUACGAGGCCUUGGAGUUGCGUGACAAUGACAAAACACGCUACAUGGGCAAAGGUGUCUCUAAAGCUGUUGAGCAUAUCAAUAAAACUAUUGCACCUGCACUGGUUAACAAGAACGUGAGUGUUCUAGAGCAGGAGAAGGUCGACAACCUGAUGUUGCAAAUGGAUGGAACUGAAAACAAGUCCAAGUUUGGUGCUAAUGCCAUCCUGGGAGUGUCCCUGGCUGUGUGCAAGGCUGGUGCAGCAGAAAAGGGUGUGCCUCUGUACCGCCAUAUUGCUGACCUGGCUGGUAAUCCUGAAGUCAUCCUCCCUGUUCCUGCUUUCAAUGUCAUCAAUGGAGGCUCUCAUGCGGGCAACAAGCUGGCCAUGCAGGAGUUCAUGAUUCUACCUGUUGGAGCUAGCUGCUUCAAAGAUGCCAUGCGCAUCGGUGCUGAAGUCUACCACAACCUCAAGAAUGUCAUCAAGGAGAAAUAUGGAAAGGAUGCCACCAAUGUCGGAGAUGAGGGUGGCUUUGCUCCAAACAUUCUUGAGAACAAAGAAGCUCUGGAGCUACUGAAGAAUGCCAUUGCCAAGGCAGGCUACACUGACAAGAUUGUGAUUGGCAUGGAUGUGGCUGCCUCUGAGUUUUACAAAGAUGGAAAAUACGACCUGGACUUCAAAUCACCAGAUGACCCUAGUCGCUACAUCUCCCCUGACCAGCUGGCAGACCUGUACAAAGGCUUCGUCAAAGAUUAUCCUGUGGUGUCCAUUGAGGAUCCAUUUGACCAGGAUGACUGGCAAGCAUGGAGCAACUUUACUGCCACCACCAGUAUCCAAGUUGUGGGUGAUGACCUGACUGUCACCAACCCCAAACGUAUUUCUAAAGCCGUGACAGAUAAAGCCUGCAACUGCCUGCUCCUCAAAGUGAACCAGAUUGGUUCCGUCACAGAGUCUCUGAAUGCCUGCAAGAUGGCACAGAGCAAUGGGUGGGGUGUGAUGGUCAGCCACCGCUCUGGAGAGACUGAGGACACCUUCAUCGCUGAUCUGGUUGUUGGUCUCUGCACUGGACAGAUCAAGACCGGAGCACCGUGCCGAUCUGAACGUUUGGCCAAGUACAAUCAGCUUCUGAGGAUUGAAGAGGAACUUGGAGCCAAGGCCCGUUUUGCUGGCCAGAACUUCAGGCACCCCAUCUGA
Molecule: messenger RNA, 1413 nt
Organism: Knipowitschia caucasica
Lineage: Eukaryota; Metazoa; Chordata; Actinopteri; Gobiiformes; Gobiidae
Source: the annotation of a GenBank genome assembly